This is a messenger RNA of Pelodiscus sinensis (Chinese soft-shelled turtle), 3246 nucleotides long. RefSeq names its product transcription elongation regulator 1 like (gene TCERG1L). Gene Ontology annotation, cellular component: nucleus. The record is from RefSeq and is a predicted model, not a curated record. Lineage: Eukaryota; Metazoa; Chordata; Testudines; Trionychidae. Gene Ontology annotation, molecular function: RNA polymerase binding; transcription coregulator activity.
CGGCAAGUCCCCUGCGAGCCUUUCCUGCCUCUGGCGGUGCCCCCAGCACCAGAGCAGCGCCCUGCGGUGCACCAGUAUCCCUUCCUCAACGGGCAGUGGAUGUUUGGAGCUCAUUCUCCAGUUAUAGGAUUUUCACCUUCUUCUAGUGUGGAAUUUGUUCCUAUUUUCCCACAUGUAUACACAUCUACUGUUCCACCUCAUGCGAGGAAAAGUUGGAGAGAUAAGAGACUAUCUAAUUGCAAGAUAUAUUUAAAUAAUGCAUUUACUCUGGAUUCAGCAUGGAUACAUCCUGAGGAAUCAAGAAUCUUCCAGGGACAUGAGAAGCCUCUUUUCAUGACAAAUCAAGUAGCUAUGGCUAUAUCUAGGCCAGCUACUGCCUCAAGGCCUCUUCCCACAGUGGUGUUAACACCUCAGCCUAUACCAGGUGGUUGCCAAAAUAGCCUUAAACAAGUGGGCAGUAAUCAGGCAAUUGCAUUAGCCGCUGCAGCUGCAGCAGCCGCUAUGGUGUCUGUAGAUUCAAAAGCACCUCAGGGACCAUCAACUACAAGUGUCCAACCUUGCCAUGUGCUCACUCUGUCACCUGUCAAAAUACCAGUUUUGACUUCACCUUUUCCAGGUGCUGCUUCUAGAAUGGAUGCUCAUAUGACUCCUUUGAUGCCAACACAAGUUACCAGGGUUGCAGCUGUAUCUACACCAGCUGUGACUUUCAUGACAACCAAUUUGGUGGAUCAGGCAUUAACAGAUAAAGGCAAAGAAUCAAAUAGAACCUCCUGCCCACCAGCCUUGUUUAUACAUACCGACAGAAAAAGCAAGCCAACAGAGAAUGAUGAGGAUAAGGAUCAUCACCCUUUAAAACUAGUAAAUGACGAUGACAGUACAUCAAAUGGCAACAAGCCUGUGGCAUCUACUCCUGUACCAGGAUCACCAUGGUGUGUAGUCUGGACUGGAGAUGACCGAGUCUUCUUCUUCAACCCUGCAAUGCAGCUGUCUGUAUGGGAGAAACCAGUGGAUCUAAAGAAUCGUGGUGAUAUUAAUAGAAUAAUUGAAGAUCCACCUCAUAAACGCAAACUGGAAACUUCAGCAACAGAUAAAAGUGAUACUUCCUCUGGACAAGAACUAAGUGAUGAUCAUAACACCAAAAGCAAGAGAAAUAAAACGGAAGAUCUCCAGAAUGCUGAUCAGGAGAUGGUUGAAGGGGGAGAGAAAAACGUGAAAACAUCAACAGAUCAAAUUAUUCUUCCUUUAGAACAACGCAUUGCCCAUUUCCGAGAUAUGCUUCUUGAAAGAGGGGUCUCAGCAUUUUCUACAUGGGAAAAAGAAUUACAUAAAAUAGUAUUUGAUCCACGUUACCUUCUGCUAAACUCUGAGGAACGUAAACAGAUAUUUGAGCAGUUUGUCAAGACCAGAAUAAGAGAUGAGUACAAGGAAAAGAAAAAUAAAUUAUUGCUAGCCAAAGAAGAAUUUAAAAAACUUCUGGAGGAAUCCAAACUGUCACCAAGAACAACAUUUAAAGAGUUUGCAGAGAAAUAUGGCAGAGAUCAGCGGUUUCGACUUGUUCAGAAGAAAAAAGACCAAGAGCACUUUUUCAACCAGUUCAUUCUUAUUCUUAAAAAGAGGGACAAAGAAAACAGAAUAAGGCUAAGGAAAAUGAGAUAAGAAUUUUUGAAAUCUGCAAUAAACACACAAGUCAAUACUGUGACUGCCAUAGAUAAUGAAAUGAAGAAACAGCAUUUUUUGUCUUUUUCUGAUUCAAAUUCCAACAACUAAAAGAAGAACCAGAUAUCCCCAAGAAAUACUUUUUCAUACUGAAGUUCAGUGAACACAAGUUGAAUUUGUUCAGGUUGCUCUGCAGCAACCUGUAGGAUAUUUAGUUCUCAGAGAAUUAAUGUUUCAUAUUGAAGCUCUCUUUUGUACAACAUUCAGAGUUUGAUGCAUUUCUAAUUGCCAUGAUAUGUCAAUCCCUUAAUUGUUUUACUUAUGCAAAUUACUUGUAAUAUACACAAAUUAUAAAUUCAGUGCAGAUUUGUAAUUAAGCAGAAAACAGAUGUCAUCCAUUACAAUCUCAAGAUAUGUUCAUCAUUUAAGGGAAUUAUCGAAAUCUAUUUUUGGCAACUUUAUGCAUUAACAUAAAUUGUUUAGAAGUACAGUGAUAUUGAGGAAUUUAUCACUCAGUGUUCAUAUGUCUAUGUCCAGUUUUCUGAGUAGUAGUAAUAGGGUAUUAAAUGUUAAUCAUAGUGAAAAGUGUGAAAAUCUUGGCAUAAGUUCCAUAGAAAAAAUUAUAACUUUCAAAUAUAGCUUUGGAAUUACUCUGACUAGUGCUUUAAGGCACACAGAUUACAGCAACUCUUCCCCAUAAAAGUUACUAUAAAGAAGCUAUAAUUUAAGUAAAAUUACCAUAUUACUAUCUACUUAUUUUUAUUGUAUUUGAAGAUUUUGCAUGAGAAUUUUCUCAUCAUCUUUGUACAAAUAUUUUAAUGUUUUUAAUUAAUAAAUAUUUUAAGGCAAUUAAUUUUAAUUUCUGAAUCUCUAGUAUUAGCAUUAAGAGUAUUUGCUUGGAGUGCUAGUAAAUGUAUGAAGGACACAUUGCUAUUGCCCUUGAUUUAUAUGUAAAUUUUUACUAAUGUCAUUCGGAGUAAUGAGAGCAUUAAGGACAAAAUAGAUCCCACAAUGACAAUAAAUUACAUAUGUUUUCUAAUAUAAAUCAAUAUAACUCCACUGAAGUCAAUAGAACUAUCCCAACUUAUACCAGCUGAGGAAUAAACUGUCCUCUGUCUUCUUUCCAUAUCCUGUGCUGUUUCUGAGCUUAUUUCUGUAAAUACUUUGGAGUAGUCUCGAUGCUCUGCAGAUUUUCUGUUUUCUGCUUGAAGUUUGCAAAUUUCCUCCAAAUAAAGUUAUGUUUUCCAUAGGUGUAUCUCAAAUAUUACUUACAAAUUAAGACAAUAAUAAAAGAAAAGAAAAUCCUCUUAUUAAAUUUAAAUAAUGAUUCCCCAAAGAAUUCAAAAUGAAAAAUGGGGUUAAAUUCUAGCAAGGGAGGUUUAGAUUAGACACUAGGAAAAAUUUGCUAAUAGUAAGGGUAUUUAAGCACAGGCACAAAUAACUCAGGGAAGUUAUAGAAUCCCCAUGAUUAGAGGUUUUUAAGAACAGAAUAGUCAAACCUGUCAGGAUUAGUGUAGUAAUUAUUUAAGGUGCGUCUACACUGCACUAUUAUUUCAAGUAACUAGCAUUAUUUUGAAAUAACAAUGCGAG